AUGUUAGGCCAAUUACCAAGUUUCUUGGUAGUUUUAUUAUUCCAAUUUAUUGCAGUCUCUGCUUAUAAUAAAAUCUCAUUUACUAAUGUUGGUUUCUCUGGUAGUUUUCUGAACGUUAAGAAGAUUUCUGAUCCUACUAAUGACAAAUGUACUUGUGAGUUAGAUACUUCUCGUACUUAUUUUUCAGGUACCAACGCUCCAUUAUCUGAAUACUUAUCUGUUCAUUUCCGUGGUCCUUUAACAUUAAGCAAGUUUGGAUUCUAUACAUCUUCUUCUUUUGUUAUUAAUAAUACUAGAUCUUCUGCUGACUGGACUCGUAAUGCUUAUUAUGAUUCCUCUUCUCAAACCUCACAAAAUGUCACUUUCUUAACAAAUGCCGGUGAACAAUCUCCAUGUUUGGGUAAUGCUUUAACUUAUUUGGCUUCAAAUGGUUCAGGUGCUGCUGGUUCUUCUCAAAUUCUAGAAGACAACAAUUUAAUCGCUUCAGACAAAGAAUAUGCCAUCUUCUCUAAUAUAUCUUGUCCAAAGUCUGGUGAAAAAGAAGGUUGUGGUGUUUAUCGUAAGGAUAUCCCAGCUUUCUAUGGGUUUGGUGGUGUUACUAAAAUGUUCUUAUUCGAAUUUGAAAUGCCUACUGAAACUCAGCAAAACAGUACUUCUUUUGGUUAUUAUGAUAUGCCAGCUAUCUGGUUAUUGGAUGAUCAUAUUCCUAGAACUUCUCAAUACCCAACAAACUCCAACUGUUCUUGUUGGGCAAGUGGUUGUGGUGAAUUCGAUAUUUUCGAAGUCAUGAACAGUACACAAUUAAAUGAUUUGUACUCAACUUUCCAUACUUUCCAAGGCACCGAUGACUUGCACAACGGUUUACAAGCUAGCGGUUCAAUUCCAAGAGACACUUCAGGUGUUAUGAGAGGUGGUGUAGUAUUUGACUCAAGUGGUAACACUAUUUCCUUCAUUUCAAACUCCACUGUAUUUGAUGAAUCUAUUUCAGCAAGUGCUCUAAACUCUUUGUUAGCCAAUAUUGCUAACAACGAUACCUUCUCAACUCAAUUGGCCUCAGUAGCUGCACCAUCAUCUACUGGUACUGCUAGAUCCAACGGUAUUUCUGCUUUCGAAAAGAGAGAUGGUUUAUGGAUCUCUGUUAUCUCUAUAGCUACUGCUGUCGUCCAUAUGUUAUUAUUAUAA
Messenger RNA from Vanderwaltozyma polyspora DSM 70294, 1182 nucleotides. Its product is annotated as PGA52 family protein. NCBI's taxonomy places the organism in Eukaryota, Fungi, Ascomycota, Saccharomycetes, Saccharomycetales, Saccharomycetaceae. Gene Ontology annotation, cellular component: fungal-type cell wall. The record is from RefSeq and is a predicted model, not a curated record. The coding region runs from base 1 to 1182 and encodes 393 amino acids. The transcript has a single exon.